Messenger RNA from Ilex paraguariensis (yerba mate), 282 nucleotides. NCBI's taxonomy places the organism in Eukaryota, Viridiplantae, Streptophyta, Magnoliopsida, Aquifoliales, Aquifoliaceae. The record is from the annotation of a GenBank genome assembly.
AUGGCGCAGACCCAGGGGGAGAAGGAAGUGGAUGAUAUUGAGAGUCUGGUGAAAGCAAUUGACUGCUUUCUCCCAGACUUGCCCAGGAGGAAGCAUCAGGAAUUAUUGUGGGAUCAUUUUGUUGCCGGUGAUCGCCUUGUUUGUGCAGUUGCCCAGAAGAAUAUCAGGAAGUGGACUUAUUGUGGGAUCAUUUUGUUGCUGGUGAUCGCCUUGUUUGUUGUCUUCUUCACUGUGGGGUGGAAUUCAUUACAAAAAAUAUAUUCAACCAUAGGGUUUGGUUGA